UUUUCAUCGAUCGUUACCUACUGAAGCUUUUCACAAUGAUGCUACACCUUGAGAACUACCAUGUCAUUGGAAGGAUAGGUGAAGGUGCUCAUGGCAUUGUACUCAAGGCCAAGCACAUCAAGACUGGUGAGCUAGUGGCUCUCAAGAAAGUCCAACUCCGGAAGCUAGAAGACGGGAUACCCAAUUCAGCACUUAGGGAGAUCAAAGCACUUCAAGAGAGUGCAGAGAACCAUCAUGUGGUUCGCUUGAGGGAGGUGUUUCCAAUGGCCAGUGGGUUUGUACUGGUGUUUGACUACAUGCUCUCAGACUUGUCCGAAGUUGUGAGGAACUCAGAGAGACCACUAACUGAGGCACAGAUCAAGAGCUAUAUGCUGAUGCUACUCAAAGGUGUGGCCUACCUCCAUGGCAAGUCUAUAAUGCAUAGGGACCUGAAACCUGCCAAUCUGCUCAUCAGUCCGACUGGCCAUCUCAAGAUAGCCGACUUUGGUCUGGCCAGAGUGUUCUCUGCUGCUCCGGAUGACCAAGAGCCUCAGAGACAGUACAGUCACCAAGUGGCCACCAGAUGGUACAGAGCCCCAGAGUUGCUGUAUGGGUCGAGGAGCUACGAUCCUGGUGUGGACUUGUGGGCUGUGGGAUGCGUGUUUGGAGAGCUAAUUAACAACUCUCCAUUGUUCCCUGGUGAGAAUGAUAUCAACCAGCUGUACUGUGUACUGCGAGUGCUGGGCACACCUAAUGAGAGCAUCUGGCCGGGACUACUGGAACUGCCUGACUACAAGAAGAUAGAGUUCCCUGACAUGCCUCCCAUACCUCUGGAGGAGGUGGUGCCCGAGGCCUCCCCUGAGGCACUGAACCUGUUAAACAAGUUUCUGAUUUACAACUCUAAGAAAAGGAUUCAAGCGAGUGAUGCGCUGCUGGACCCGUACUUGUUCAGCCCUCCCCUCCCUGCCCACCACUCAGAGCUGCCCAUACCCAACAGAGCCCUCAACAAGAUGGAGGACACACUGGACAUACAAACUCCUAUCCAGGACGCCCUCAUCACACCCAAGCAGCUGGCUACCUAUGCUGCUCUCAUCACCCUGCCCUCAUAACUAUGAGACUCUCUUAGCUAUCUGUAAUCCUAAUGUAUGACAUUCCUAAUUUCUCGUAGACAUUACUACUGUGGUAUAACAUUCUUUUGACAGCUAGCUAA
Messenger RNA from Halichondria panicea, 1189 nucleotides. RefSeq names its product cyclin-dependent kinase 20-like. Gene Ontology annotation, cellular component: nucleus. Gene Ontology annotation, biological process: protein phosphorylation. Gene Ontology annotation, molecular function: ATP binding; protein serine/threonine kinase activity. NCBI's taxonomy places the organism in Eukaryota, Metazoa, Porifera, Demospongiae, Suberitida, Halichondriidae. The transcript has 12 exons. The record is from RefSeq and is a predicted model, not a curated record. Bases 36 to 1088 code for a protein of 350 amino acids.